Molecule: messenger RNA, 1731 nt
Organism: Onychostoma macrolepis
Lineage: Eukaryota; Metazoa; Chordata; Actinopteri; Cypriniformes; Cyprinidae
Gene: gja1b
Product: gap junction protein alpha 1b
Biological process (GO): heart development; cell-cell signaling
Cellular component (GO): connexin complex
Molecular function (GO): transmembrane transporter activity
Source: RefSeq, a predicted model, not a curated record
UUUCCACUUUCUUCCCUCCGAGUCUCUUAUAAGCAGGGAAAGUUUGACAAGUGUGCCUCAGUUUCUCCAUAGUCGCUUACUUGGAUUUGGUGACUGAUCUUCGGAGUGACGGAGUAAGUCCCUACAGGGCUCUCCUCUCUUUACUUCUCUCCAGCUAGAACUCCCUCAAGAUGGGUGACUGGAGUGCGUUGGGAAGACUUCUUGACAAGGUGCAGGCCUACUCCACGGCCGGAGGGAAAAUCUGGCUCUCCGUGCUCUUCAUCUUCCGGAUCCUAGUUCUGGGAACGGCAGUGGAGUCGGCCUGGGGUGACGAGCAGUCAGCUUUCAAGUGCAAUACCCAGCAGCCUGGUUGUGAGAACGUCUGCUAUGACAAAUCGUUCCCCAUCUCGCACGUGCGCUUAUGGGUGCUUCAGAUCAUCUUCGUGUCCACGCCUACGCUCCUGUACCUUGCGCACGUUUUCUACCUGAUGCGCAAGGAGGAGAAGCUCAACCGCAGGGAGGGGGAGCUGAAGGCCGUGCAGAACGACGGUGGUGAUGUCGAGCUCCAUCUCAAGAAGAUCGAGCUCAAGAAGUUCAAGCACGGCCUGGAGGAGCACGGCAAGGUGAAGAUGAAGGGUGCCCUGCUGCGCACCUACAUCGUCAGCAUCAUUUUCAAGUCCUUCUUUGAGGUGGGCUUCCUGUUGCUCCAGUGGUACACCUACGGCUUCAGCCUGGCAGCCGUGUACACGUGUGAGCGUUCACCUUGCCCCCACAGGGUGGACUGUUUCCUCUCCCGCCCCACGGAGAAGACCAUCUUUAUUGUCUUCAUGCUGGUGGUUUCGCUCGUGUCGCUUUUGCUCAACAUCAUCGAGCUCUACGUGCUCUUCAAACGGAUCAAGGAUCGCGUGAAAGGCCGCCAAAACCAGUUCACCACCGGCACCCUGAGCCCCACGCCGAAGGAACUGUCCACGACCAAAUACGCCUACUACAAUGGCUGCUCCUCGCCGACCGCGCCACUCUCGCCCCCGGGCUACAAGCUAGCCACCGGCGAGCGGACCAACUCUUGUCGCAAUUACAACAAGCAGGCCAACGAGCAGAACUGGGCCAACUACAGCACAGAACAGAACCGUCUGGGCCAGAACGGCAGCACCAUCUCCAAUUCGCACGCUCAGGCCUUCGACUACCCUGACGACACUCACGAGCACAAGAAACUGGCACCGGGCCACGAGCUGCAGCCGCUGGCGUUGAUAGACGCUCGGCCGUGCAGCCGCGCAAGCAGCCGAUUAAGCAGUCGAGCGAGGCCUGACGACCUGGACGUCUAGCUGUGCGACUUGGUGCCAAGUCACGACACUAGAGGACUGAUCCAGGCAAUGAGAUGCACUCAUUUCCUGUACUGAGGGGGCGGGGCUUCAUCCGCACAAGUUCCUCACUCUAGACUCUAGUCGAUACAGAGACAUAAAAUUACUCACACUGCUGGAGGUACUAUUCAUUAAUAAUGAUGUUGAAACUAGCAGAGCUAACAUGUCCUAACAACCGAACAGCCAGGGGGGACUCGAAGGGGCACAAACGGGUCCAAACCUGGCGCGUCUCUCAAUUCUGCCCACCAGAAUAUGCCUUGGUGAUGUGAUUGAUUUUGUUGUGCUUGUUAGUAUUGGGUUUAUUAAAAUGCCACACAACGAUUCCAUUUUAACAAGUUGCACUCCUACAGUAGGUGUAGAUUUGUAUUUUAACCCCUACAGUCAAUCCCGGUUA